Messenger RNA from Naegleria gruberi, 1395 nucleotides. RefSeq lists its product as uncharacterized. Gene Ontology annotation, cellular component: cytoplasm. The transcript has 2 exons. Gene Ontology annotation, molecular function: protein tyrosine/threonine phosphatase activity; MAP kinase tyrosine/serine/threonine phosphatase activity. Gene Ontology annotation, biological process: negative regulation of MAPK cascade; protein dephosphorylation. The coding region runs from base 1 to 1395 and encodes 464 amino acids. The record is from RefSeq and is a predicted model, not a curated record. NCBI's taxonomy places the organism in Eukaryota, Heterolobosea, Eutetramitea, Acrasida, Naegleriidae.
AUGUCCCUCAAACUCCAAGUCUAUGAAGAUGUGGCUGAACAACAACAACAACAAUGGCCUGAUGUUUCCCUCCGUAAGCAACUCUCCCAAUCCGACCCCAAAUGGUUCAUCAAGCCUUCUAAUUAUUCUCACUUGGCAGAGUUGGAGAUUUAUCCAAGAGUUUUCCUUGGUUCUCAGUGGGAAGCAAAGGAUCCAGACUGGUUUCAAACUCACAGAAUUUCCCAUGUUUUGAAUGUGAGUACGCUGCAGAAUACCUUCCAGAAGAAGCCUUUGUAUUAUAGUAAUUUAUCAACAAAUUCCUCAUCGGAUCCAGAGAAUACAAAUCCAAAUAUUAUGAUGAUGAAUAGUAUGAGUAGUGGUGGUAGUCAUAGUGUAAAUAAGAAUACAACAUUGAGUGGUAAACAACAGGUACAUGUAAAUUAUUUAAAGAUUAAUGUUGAUGAUUCGACGGAUGUGAAUGUGAGAAAGUACUUUGAAAAGGUGAUUGAUUUUGUGAGGGAUGCUUUGGAAGGAUCCCCAACAAGUAAUGUUUUAAUUCAUUGUAAGGAAGGUAAAUCUAGAUCAGUGACCAUGAUGUUAGUGUUCGGAAUGGCUUACUUUGAUUUAUCACUCUAUGAAGCAUAUAAACACUUUGAAAAUAAGACUUUUAACAGAUCGAGAAUUAAUUUGGGAUUUCAAUUACAAUUGAUGAAUUAUGAAGUGGAAUUGUUGGAGGCAAAAGGUGUGGAAAAACCAAAGAAUUCGCUGGAUUUCCUUAAUCAAGCAGCAGUUAAUAGUUGUCGUAGUAAUGUUACACAACCUCAACCAAUUCAAAUCACAACAACAGAAGAACAAUCAAAGAGACCUCGAAGAAAUACCAAAAAGACACCACUCUCGGAUAUUACUAAUACUGGAGCCACUACUUUACAGCCACCACCAUCAAAAGCAAAGAAAUCUACUGUUAAGGUACUUCCAAAGAAGACAAAGAAUGCAACAACACCUAUUCCACAAAUAAUUCCACCAAUAAUUAAUAUUGAAGAAGAUAUUCCUGAAAUACCCUCAAUUGUUGAGAAUAGUAGCAUCUCAAUAGAUCAACAACAAGAAAACCAACCUGUUACACCUUUGAGAAGUCCAAUAAGAUCGAGAAGAUCGAGUCGUAAAACACCUUCUUCUAUCAUUAAGAUUCCAUUCUCAACACUGGACAAUGCAUCCUAUGUUUCUCCAAUGAAAAACAAGAUGCCACCAACACCAUUGGGAACUCCUUCUAUCACUAAUGACAUUAUAAUAGAUGAUUAUUCUACAUUGGAAUUUAAAUUUGAUGAGGAUGAUUUGGAAAUUUCUAAAGGACUCGAAGAUAGAGUAUUCAUGACAACUCCACUCAAAAAGAGAAAGACUGACGAAGAUAUUAUGCAGUAA